AUGGCUUUUAUGCGUCUCUUUAUCCUGCUCAUGAGCCUGCUGCCAGCUCCUGCCUAUCUCGCCAGCGAUACCUAUCAGGCCAAUCCAUACGACCCAACGCUUCAAUUUUAUAUGCCGCCGGACUGCGAUUCUAAAUCGAACCGCAAAGUCAACCCGAACGAUUGCAUCCAGGCACUCAAACUGAUCAAGUACGAGACAGAUGGGACCCUAUAUGCAUGGGAAUCCCACUUUGAAAGGGCUUUUGGUACCUGCGUUGUAAGAGCUCAUGAACUCAGCAUUCUCUUCUGA
Molecule: messenger RNA, 288 nt
Organism: Puccinia triticina
Lineage: Eukaryota; Fungi; Basidiomycota; Pucciniomycetes; Pucciniales; Pucciniaceae
Exons: 2
Coding region: 1-288 (95 amino acids)
Source: RefSeq, a predicted model, not a curated record